AUGAAUUCGAGGCCAAUAAUUCUUAUCUUCCUCCUGCUCGUGCUCAUUAUCACAUCACAGUUUGAGUGGAAGCAGCAGAUUGGUGAGGCUGAGGCGAAUCCGACAGCUACACGGAGGAGGCAACAGGCGCUGGAAAGGGAAGAUGCUGUUAAAGAGAAAGUAAUAUUGGUGCAAGAGAAAAACAUUCAGCAACUUAACGAGCUUAUCCAGAGCCUUCAGCUGCAGCUAUUGCAUUGCCGGGGCAGUAACAGUACUGCUCGCACCACCUCAAGUCAGUCGGCUAGCAACAGUGAAGUGGAGGGACAGGAAAUGAUUGGUGAUUGA
Messenger RNA from Miscanthus lutarioriparius, 324 nucleotides. NCBI's taxonomy places the organism in Eukaryota, Viridiplantae, Streptophyta, Magnoliopsida, Poales, Poaceae. The record is from the annotation of a GenBank genome assembly.